AUGCUCCCUAGUCUUUCUUCUCAUCAAUGGUCCGCACACCAUCAUGCCUGCUUGUGCGAUCCACAGAAACAACAGCUACGUCAGCAAUACCUCCGUCAAUAUGAAGUAGAAAGUGUUAUUCGGAAAGCCAUUGACUCCCAACUAAAAAAGGCUCCACUUCGUCUAAUCAACACCUCUACUGGACGUUUGUGCAAUCGGGCUGUGCAGAUCAACGCAUUCGUGGAGAGUACAGAGUACGAAGAGCUUUUGACUUCAUCGGACAUACUUGGGCCCGUCCAAAUGAAGCUCAUCAAAGAAGCGGUUGCGAAGUACUUCAGUUGGGUCAUGUUGUCCCAUAGGUGGGGAGCCGGGGUUACACGACAUUCAGGACAGGGACAUAUACGACUUGAAUCCGGUCGGAAACAUGGUAAAAUUGCAGAAGUUCUGCAGAGUCGCACGCGAUGCGGGGCAUCGUUGGGCUCAAUUCCAUGUUUGUCUGGUAUCGGGACUCAGCGCUCACCAUUGUCUAUCUAUCGGAUGUCGCGCCUUUGUCAAAGUCGGGCGGGCUCGCAAACAGCAUUUGGAACACGCGAGGAUGGACCGUUCAGGAGUUCAUCGCUCCUAACAUUCAGUGUGGUAGUGCUCUUUUGUGCCUUCAUCGCCUUUGUUUUCGGCUUGGUUUCAGUAGUGCAAUUUUUCCAGCAAAGGCAGUUGUCGGCAUUCGCUUUGCCUUCUAUGGCAGUUAUCGCUGGCAUCAGCCAAGGGCUUCGCAACAGUCGCGAACAUCAUCAUUUUCAUUGCGAUGUAUUGGUCACUGCGUUCAGCACGUUAUCCAGACAUGCCCCCGGAGUGUUUGAAAACUUUUCUAUGCUGUUUGUUGGCCGUGGCCUGGGACUCAUCUGGCGUAUCUUGGCACAGGAAACCAUACUGGGUAGCAGUCCAGAUAGUCACACCCCAGGGUUUACGCCAAUACUGUCUUGGGACUGUGACACACUGGGUGAAUCUGCUGGGACCCGACCUCUUCAUAUCUUCAACAGGACGUCUACGGAAGAUACGCAGAUGCCUGCGGGAGCGCCUGCGCUCGCUCACACGUUCUUUCGGGAACAUCCUGCUGUGUUCGCAGCGCCGAACAGCUUGAUUCGCAGGAUUGCAGGUAUAACUUCGAACACCGACGACGUUGCAGGCAACGUCCUGGUUGUGAAACAUGAGCAGGGGGAAGAAGCAUGA
Messenger RNA from Suillus subalutaceus, 1206 nucleotides. RefSeq lists its product as uncharacterized. The record is from RefSeq and is a predicted model, not a curated record. The transcript has 13 exons. The coding region runs from base 1 to 1206 and encodes 401 amino acids. Lineage: Eukaryota; Fungi; Basidiomycota; Agaricomycetes; Boletales; Suillaceae.